AUGUUUGUUGGCGUGCAGGAAAUUGGCCUGACGCGAGGAAAAACAACAAUUGGUGUGGAUCCUUUCCCCUGUGUCUGGCUGCUCGUCUUCCGCUUUCCCUUUCUGUGUAUGCCGUGUGCGCGCAAUAUGCCUGGACGCUGUUCGUCGUGCAACGCCGAAUUGCGUAAGCGAGAAACAGCCAUUCUUUGUUGGCAGAAGAUACGCUCUCUACGUCUUUUUGUGCCACCAGCGCUUUCUUUUGCGCGCUCGAUGGAUGCGGUUGUAACGUCGCCACGUGGUACUGUCUCGGCCCUUGUUUGUAUUUCAAGGCAUCGGGGUUGCCAUGCGAUGGAGUUGUUCGGGCAAAAGCGAUAUGCCAAUGGUCAUGUGCCUCUUCUCCGGGAUCGCGCCACUCGUCAUGGUGGUUGUGUGAGGCUGCGUUGGCGGUGGGAGGGCGAUGGUGUCACUGGCGUGGUUGUGUCUGAGCUUUUUUCUGUCGUUUUUUGUGCAUUGGCGGGGACUGACUGCGGCCGGAUGCUUCUGCGCGCCACUGUGUUUGGUUACUAUUGUUGA
Trypanosoma cruzi is the source of this 552-nucleotide messenger RNA. RefSeq lists its product as uncharacterized. Bases 1 to 552 code for a protein of 183 amino acids. The record is from RefSeq and is a predicted model, not a curated record. The transcript has a single exon. NCBI's taxonomy places the organism in Eukaryota, Euglenozoa, Kinetoplastea, Trypanosomatida, Trypanosomatidae.